This is a messenger RNA of Plasmodium reichenowi, 831 nucleotides long. Its product is annotated as SNARE protein, putative. The coding region runs from base 1 to 831 and encodes 276 amino acids. The record is from RefSeq and is a predicted model, not a curated record. Lineage: Eukaryota; Apicomplexa; Aconoidasida; Haemosporida; Plasmodiidae. The transcript has a single exon.
AUGUUUAUUCUUUCAGAUGAUAAUGUUGCAUAUUCCAAUAGUAUAAACAGUGAAGAAAUUGAAGAGAGCGAUUAUGAGAAUAGCGAGGCACAUUCAAGAUAUUAUGAAGAAACAGAUGAAGAAGAAAGUAAUAAUAAUGAUAUAGAUGAUGAAGAUUUAUGUUUAUUUAAAUAUGUAUGUAUAGGUUCUUUAGAUGAUGUAGAUAUAUUAUUAAAAUAUAGUCUUUUUAAUAGAGAUAUAGAUAAAUCAGCAAAUUUUAUUGUGAAAAAAAUAUUAAUUGCAUCCAAAAAAAAAUUAAAUUAUUGUAAUAAAAAAAUAUUAAAUUGGGAUAAUCAUAUAAUAUAUUUUAUUAUAUGUACAGAUAAAAAACUUGCAUUAUUUUUAAUAGGUCUAGAUUUAAAAGCAUCAUUUAAAAAUUAUGCAUUUGAAUUUUUAAGAAAACUUGAAAUAUAUGCUAAGUCUAAUUUAUUUUAUGAUAAAAAUUAUGUAUCAAGUCAUGUAAACCCAUCAAAAGUUCAUACUAUUGAAUGUUUUAUGAAAACCACAAUUAAAAAUUUAAAUAAAUGUUGUAAAAAUGAAAAAAUUUUUGCUGUAAAACAAAAAUUAAAUAAAAUUAAUUCAGUUAUGAAUAAUCAUAUAGAUACCUUAUACAAAUCCAGAGGAAAUAUUAAAGCCUUACAAUAUAAAACGGAGGAUAUGUCAAAAAAUACUUUAAAUUUUGUACAAAACACAAAAAAAUUAAAAAGAAUUAUGUUCCUUAAAUACUGGAAAACUUAUUUUCUAUGUGCUUGCUUUUUAAUCAUAGGAUUUAAGGUAUACAGAUCCAUUUAA